Molecule: messenger RNA, 877 nt
Organism: Phytomonas sp. Hart1
Lineage: Eukaryota; Euglenozoa; Kinetoplastea; Trypanosomatida; Trypanosomatidae
Source: the annotation of a GenBank genome assembly
GAUUUCAUAUUUCUUUUUCUUAAGCUUUCGUUAACUUUGCAAUCGCGCUCAAUUCGUAUCUUCACUUUCUUCACACACACGCACAACUUUUAAAAAAUACUUAUAUAUCUACAUCUACGCAAAAAGGAACGAUGUCCGCUCUCACCAAACUUAUUCCCAACACCGAAAACCUCCUCAAACAGGCUGCCACCAUGCCGCUUUCCUCCAUCUCGUCCAAGUACAUUCUUCUGUACUUUUCCGCGAGUUGGUGUCCCCCAUGUCGUGGCUUCACUCCCAUUCUUGCCGACUUCUACAAUAAACUCCACAAGGAGAAGAACUUCGAGGUCGUUUUCGUUUCUUGGGACGAAGAGGAGGAGGACCACACGAAAUACUAUGAAAAGAUGCCAUGGCUUGCCAUCCCCUUUGAGCAAAGCGAUACAGUGAAAUUACUUGCUAAUCGCUAUUCCGUGGAGUCGAUCCCGACCUUGAUUGCAAUUGAGGCGGAGACAGGGAAUGUUAUCACCACCUCCGGGGUUUCAAAGGUCCGGGAGGAUCCCGAGGGGAAGAACUUUCCUUGGACUAAUAAAAAAUAGGCAUUGUGAUUCUUAUCGUAUCCACACAAUUUUCUAGGUUUAUAUUAUUAUUAUUAUUAUUAUUAUUAUCAUUAUAACUAAUAUUAUCAGAUCGGAAAGUACAUGGUGCCCUUUUUUCCUCCACACAUAAUAUUAGGCAUAAUUAGGAGUAUGAAAAUAUGCCAUAUUAUUUUCUAGAAAUCUCUUAAGAGUGUAUGUACUAUACUGAUCGAAUUUUUCGUAAAAUAUUAUUUUAUUAUUCCUUUUGUUACUAUUUAUUUUACGCUACGUUUUUUUAGCCUAAUAUGUCACCGUAUUAGAUAAAA